UCUCGGUUCUCUUCAUCCCAAUGGUUCUUUCCAAUGUGGGGCCAUAAACCCCUACAACGCACUAAAAAACCCAGUGCUUCUUUCGCUUUACAAGGGAUAGGAACUUUGUAUAGACGCGGGACGAAAGCCAUGAAUGAUCUUGUUGUCGGCCAUGUUAUUGAAGAUGUGAACGAAGAUGAUCUCAGGCUUUUCUUGCGUGUCUUGCAUAGGUCGGGCGUCACUUCGAGAGCCGACACUGUUUUCCUCUUCGGGCCUUCUUCCUCAUCUUCGAAAUUUGGCUUUGUUAUUGAGGAAGAGAACGAGUCCUUCUUCAAACUCGUUCGACACUACGACUCGAGUGGCGGUAAGGGUUUACGUGACUCGGUCUUGAGUUUUGACUCGACCCAGUUUUGGAAAUCUGGGAAGAAAGAUGUGAAGGAGACUAUUUGGGGAAAGAAAGGCCGGGGAAGUUAUAGUAAUUCAACUGAAGUUGAAGGUGGUGAGUCAACUCGGUUGAUAUAUGGCUCGGUUGUGGGGUUUGAUGUGAAUGAGUUGGAUCCUGAGAACUCGUUGGCUGGGUUCCUAGAUCACGUUCCGAUGAGUUUGAGAAGAUGGGCUUGUUAUCCGAUGCUAUUAGGGAGGCUUCGUCGAAAUUUCAAGCACGUAAUGUUAUUGGAUGUUAAAAGUUUAAUGGUACUGAGUGAUCCGCUUGGCCGUGUCAGGAAUCGGAGCCCCGAGUCGGUUUAUAUAUUAACGAAGGAAAGCAGCUCCGGUAAGCAUAGCAAGCGGAACUCGGAGAAAACUCAGUCUCAUCACCUGGUUAACUCGGGGAUUUUGAUGGGUGGAGCUAGGGGAAUUCGAAGAUUAAGCAAUGCGAUGUUGACCGAGAUUGUGAGGGCUACAAUGCAGCAUAAGAAGAAGAGUUACAUCUCUGAGUCGGGAAUUUUGAGUGAACUCGUCGGCAACGGGCACAUACUGAAGAAUAUAAAUUUGAUUACAUCGAGUGAGUCAAUUCAGGAAGCCAGUUCAGCCAUGGGAUUGAGUCCCAACUCAGCUUCAGAUGAUUCAAUUAUCCACCGGGGUAAUAGUAAUUCCGUUAUUAUGAAGCUAAUAUGUUUAAUUGAAGUAGAAUCCUCUGUUUAUAGGGAUUGCUAGCAAAAUAAAAGAAUCUUUGGCAUUUCAGAAAAUAA
Hibiscus syriacus is the source of this 1169-nucleotide messenger RNA. RefSeq lists its product as uncharacterized. NCBI's taxonomy places the organism in Eukaryota, Viridiplantae, Streptophyta, Magnoliopsida, Malvales, Malvaceae. The record is from RefSeq and is a predicted model, not a curated record. The transcript has 3 exons. Bases 34 to 1134 code for a protein of 366 amino acids.